UGAAAUGUGUGCCUGCUGGUGGAGAUGUGAACACACUGAUGUGGAAGAUGAAAGGAACAGCUCCUAUUUAGAAAAUGGCUCACCACUGGAACAGAAUUUUACUCCUGGGAUCACUGAUCUUUCCAUUAUGCUACACAGCAGUUAAAGGGAACAUUCCACAGAAUUGUACAGAUUUUCAAACUUCUUCUUGGAGGAAUAUUUUGCAAAUGUUGGACCUCAGUGUCCAAUUCAUGCUGCACACCCGUCAGAACCCAGAUUGUGCCCAACCUAUCAAUGACAGUAAUGAUAUUCGGAAUUCAAACUUUAAUGGAAGUCUGCCCACAAAGCUAAUAAUGCAUGGAUACAGGAUCACCGGCAGUAAACCAUCUUGGGUUGACACCUUGGCAAAAGAAUUGCUUGAUGCAAUGGAUGUGAACGUUGUCAUUGUUGAUUGGAUUAUUGGUUCAACAGCUUUAUAUCAUAAUGUAGUGCAGAAUUCUGCUGAAUUGGGUUUGAAAGUUUCUAUUCUUAUAAGAGACUUAAUGUCACAUGGAAGCACAGAAGACUCUUUCCAUUUGAUUGGAAUCAGUUUAGGGGCACAUGUAGCCGGAUUUGUGGGUCGCAUGUUCAAGGGAAAACUGGGACAGAUCACAGGUUUAGAUCCUGCAGGGCCCAAGUUUUCAAAAGCAGGUGUUGAUGAGCGUCUUGAUCCUGGGGAUGCGGUCUUUGUUGAAGCCAUUCACAGUGACUCAGAUUACUUUGGAAUUUCUCGACCAGUUGGGCAUAUUGAUUUUUACCUGAAUGAUGGAAAAGACCAACCUGGUUGUACAAGACCCUUUUUAACCUCAGUGUACAAAUACUUAGUUUGUGACCACACCAGAGCAAUUUUUGUGUAUAUCAGCUCCAUCAAGAAUCAAUGUCCUUUGGUCGCUUUCCCUUGUCAGACCUAUGAACUCUUCGCGAAUGGACAAUGCACCAAUUGCAAUAUCCACCCACUACAGCGUUGUCCACGCAUAGGACUUUUGGAGCGUGGGGGCUUGAGUGCAGAUGUGCAGCCAAAGGAAGUUAAAGUGUACCUGAUGACAUCAAGUCAGCCACCUUUCUGUGUGAAACAUUUUCUACUAGAAAUAUUUUAUGAACAAUUAGGAUCUCAUGAGCAACGUGUCAAAAUAAAAUUUUUGAGCAACAGCCAUUCUGACAUAUCAAACCUUCAGCUAACAAUACCUAAAAAACAAUCAAGUGAAAGCAUAAUAAGAAAAGUAAUACCAUACGAUGCCAGGUUUGGGAACAUGGAUGACAUCACUAUUCAACUGUUAUCCAGUUGGCGUAAGAAAAGAUCUCCAAUUCAUAUUGAGAAGAUACGCAUUAGGGAGCUCCAUUUCAAUGGCAGUGAAAGACCACCCCGCUGUAUCUAUAACAUCCUCUUAUACAGAGAAAUACUGUUUGAGCAGCUUGCUAAUUGUCUUUAGAAACGGCAUGUCUCUAUAUCUUCUGUUGCUUCAAGAACAAGACAUGGCUUUAGUUACCAAAAUAACACAGUAAGAUUAAAUACUUCAAGAUUUCCCUUCUAAGGAAAACAAACAUUACGCCAUAUAUUUAACUGCAAAGAUUUAUUGGGUAGAUUAUGAACAAAGAAGACUCCUGAAUUUGGUCACAUGAAUUGAACGUAAAAAUCUGUUUGACUUUGUUAUAAUGUCCUGUAGCGAUACGGAAUUCAAGGAAAUGUCAGCUAGUGUAAUGAGGUACUAACUGUAGGGAUACUAUCUGUUUGGGACAUAUAGUUACAAGCAGCCUGACAAGAAGACAUAUGACCUGUUUAUAGCUGUAUUGUAGCUUUCACAAUUACUCCACUUUUAGACUAAAUCUUUCAAUCAGUAAAUUAAGGUUAUUGUUAAACUUCAUUCAUCUAAUUUUCUUUCCAAUUCCUCCUCAAAUUAUCCUCACCUAUUCAUCCUGAACAAUUAUGAGAAUUAGGCAUACCAACCAUUUAUUUUUUUAAAAUAUAUCACUUCCUAAUUGACUUCAGUUGGUUUGCAAAGUGACAUCUCUGGAGGAGAUAAUAGGCUCCAGUAUCUGCAAAAUACAAGCUAAAUAUUUACUUACUACAACCUUCCCCAGGCAGCCUGUCUAAAAAUUUCAAGGAUUGAUAUUUUAAAUAAAUAUUAAGCAUAAAUGUCUGUCAAAAUUGCAAGUUAACCCAUUGGCUUAAUGAGCAUAGAUUUUGAUCCUUCAAUUCAUUUUAUCUUCAUUUUGAUCACAUCCUCCACUUCUACCAGAGUAAUGGAGAGAAAAUUAGACUAUAAAAGAUUAACAAUUAACUUAAUUCACAGCUUUAAAUGUUUAAUUCUAGAAGCAGUACAAUGUUGACAGCUACAAUACAACAAUAAACAAAAAUGUCCUCUUAUUAGACCUAUCGUAAUGAUAUGUCUAUUACAGUUCGUACAUAAAUAUGUAAAAAAACUUGCCUGAAACUUUUAUUGUUUUAGCACAUAACGUGCAAGAAAUUAACGGGUGUGCAUUUGCACAUGAAGAAUGAGUGAAUAAAUGAUUUAUUGUCUCGUAUAUCUGGGGAGACACAGUGAAAAGUGUUCUGUUGCCACAAUCUGCUGCCAUUUUGAGGUACAAAGCAAUAAAAAGAACCUACUUAAAUAGAGUUUGCCCUCAAUGGCUGGAGUCCCAAACACAGCUCCAGGACUUUUGCAAAGUCUCAUCCAGGCCCCCUGCUCUGGGCCUAUUGCAACCAGGAGUCCCCGUUCUGUCAUUGCUGCAGUCAACGCCUUGCUGCCAAUUCCAGGAGUCCAUGCAUCGGGCCUACAAAGUCAGGAGACCCUGCCACACUGCCGUGGCUUCCCUGUGACAUCAGGAAGGUGAAGAAAAGAGAAAAAAGAAAACGAGUUAAAAAGAGUGAAAAAAAGAUGCUGCUGGCCUGUAGUUGUUUGCAUAAUAUAUAAUGCCAUGUUAGGGUUAUAGAUUUGAAUAAUUGUUAGUGAUGUAUGGAAUAAAAAAGCUGUAAAUGAUAAAAAAAUUUACAAUAAAACUGGAAGAUAUUAGAAAUGCA
This is a messenger RNA of Chiloscyllium plagiosum (whitespotted bambooshark), 3037 nucleotides long. Lineage: Eukaryota; Metazoa; Chordata; Chondrichthyes; Orectolobiformes; Hemiscylliidae. The record is from RefSeq and is a predicted model, not a curated record.